CAGCAAAAGAACAAACAAACAAUCUUUAUACACACAAUUCACAUAAGCAUUUUCAAUACAAAACACUACGAAGAGAAGAGUCUCAAAACCGUUACAUAUGAGCACGGAUUGGGGACCAGUGAUUGUAGCGGUGUCACUCUUCAUCCUACUCUCACCAGGACUACUCUUCCAGCUUCCUGCGAGGACUAGAGUGGUUGAAUUUGGAAACAUGACCACAAGCGGUAUAGCUAUUUUGAUUCACGCAUUUAUAUACUUUUGUAUACUCACAAUCUUGGUGAUUGCUAUACAAAUUCACAUCCAUUUCUAAAUUUCCAAUGUAUGUACAAAUCUGUAGUCUUUCUACAACAUUUCUCCUCUUCCUUUAGCUUCAACUGUUCGCUACUGCUAAUAAAAAGUUGUAAUUUUUAACAAAAGCUAAGCAAAUAAAAACACAUUUCAGUAAAAGUAACAAACUAAUACAUUUGAGUAACGAUACAUCACAAUACAAACACAACCCUUUUCACCAAAUCUGUUUUGUUACAACAACUAUGAAAGAAAAAAAAAAAAAAAAAAA
This is a messenger RNA of Capsella rubella, 553 nucleotides long. RefSeq lists its product as uncharacterized. The record is from RefSeq and is a predicted model, not a curated record. The transcript has a single exon. Bases 98 to 307 code for a protein of 69 amino acids. Lineage: Eukaryota; Viridiplantae; Streptophyta; Magnoliopsida; Brassicales; Brassicaceae.